Molecule: messenger RNA, 1535 nt
Organism: Python bivittatus (Burmese python)
Lineage: Eukaryota; Metazoa; Chordata; Lepidosauria; Squamata; Pythonidae
Source: RefSeq, a predicted model, not a curated record
GUAUAACUUUAUCAAAUGCAAUGAUGAAUGCAGGACUGACAUCCUUUAAAAGAAUAGAAGAUACAAAUGCAAGAGAACUUGAAUUGAUUUUGAACAGACAUCCUCCUUUUGGAAAUCAGAUUAAAGAAUCAGUAGCACACCUUCCAAAAUAUGAACUUAACAUUGAGCAGCUGGCAAAGUACAAUGAAACAGUAGCUGAAAUCAUAGUGACAAUCAUAUUAACCAACUUUGAACAGCUGCAGAUAAAAAGAACUGCUCCAGAUUCUCACUAUGCAACCCUAGUAAUAGGCGAUAAUGAUAAUCAUGUGAUUUUUAGACAAAGGAUUAUGGAUUCUGCUUUGAUGAAAUUUGGAAAUUGGGCUAAAAAGAUUGAAGUGAGAAGAGCUGUUAAUUCUGAUGAGCUUAGUAUAAAUCUAAUCAGUUCUGAAUACGUUGGACUGGAUAUUCAGCAGAAAUAUACACCAUUUUACUUAGGACCAAAGAAGGUUGGAAAUCAAAUUAUGAACAUUCAUGGAAAAUUCAAAGAUUGCUAUUCAUCUGAUAGUUAUCACACUUCUUCAGUAGGGUCAUCAAAACUAAGAACAAUAAGCAUAAAGAAUGGAAAUAGAAAAUGCAAUCACCACUGCAAAAAUAAAGAAAUAUGUGGACAUGACUGCUGUAAAAUUGGAGUUUCAGAGAAAUCUAACAUGAAGAAUGAGUCAGCCUUUUCUUCAUAUCUUACUGAUUUGAGGAAUCGGAAUGCUGAAUCUGCCAUUCCCCCAGUCAAGCGAUUAAAGAUGCAAAUGUCAAAUAAAUCUCAAAAAGUGGAUCUUAAACAAUAUAGUUAUAUUCCAAAAGGUUUUCUUCCAGCAUUGCCAAGAUUAGAGUAUGUACAACAUCCAAGAUCCCCUUCAUUAGAAGAGGUCUACAGUUCUAAUGUCUGUCAAGGAUUUCAGGUGGAACCUGAAGUUUGCAAAAUGAAUGGUUUCUUUGCUAUCAAACACUCUGACGAAAAGAAUAACCAGACAAUGAGUUUAAACAAAAGUCUCGAAGAAUCUUUAAUGAGCAACUUGACUGAUGCAGAUAAAAGCAUCUCUUUGUUUUCCGAACCUUUGAAUGUGAAUUUUGAAUUAGGAAAUGAGAUUUGGGAUGAUUAUGAUGAUGGGAGUUUAGUACAUGGCAGUGUUUUUACUGCUAAUCUGCAGAAGUCAAAAGAUCCAGAUAAAAUGAAACCUGAUAUCUGCCUACAAAAUUCUUACUCUCCCUCACUGACUCCACCAUCCAGUACCAAAUUACUUGCAGAAUAUGGAAAUCAAAAUAUUUUUAGAUUUCAAGAAGAAUAUAAUCCUCCAGAAAAGCUGAAAAUGGCACAGUUAACUACAACCUCAGAAACACCUUUGAGAUCUUACCAAGUUGCUGGAAAGGGAGACUUUUUUAUUAGUAACAGAAGUAUGAUGAAGAGGGCUGAUCUUAGGCAUCAGUUUUCUGAUGAUGGUGAUGGUGAUGGUGAUGAUGAUAUUAAGCCUUUUCUUGGCAUAUUUGAUGGCAUUUUUUAA